AUGGAGAAGUUCUCCCAGUUCCGCGACAGAGGCUCCGGCAUCUCCCCCUUCAUCCCGCACACUUCGUCCUCCUCGACGGCCGCCAAGCUCCUCCACGUCGGGCUCUUCGCCUUCCGGCUCCCGUUGCUGCUCCUCUACACUGCCUUCUAUUUCAUCCUCGCCGCCAACAUCCCCUUCCUGCCCCAGGCCCUGCAGAAGCUUCUCACCUGGGGCUUCCUCGGGAUCCCCUGGAUCAUCUGGGGUGACCUACAGCUCGACGGCGUCAAGCGCGGCUCUCUCUCCCAGCAACCCCCCGAGCGCAUGCCCGGCGCACCGCCCGCCUCCGUCAUCGCCGCCAGCUUCACUUCCCCUGUUGACGCCGUCUACCUCGCCGCCGUCUUCGACCCCAUCUUCACCAUCAGCUACCCAGGAACCCGCUGUGUCUCCCGUGUCGGCCUCUUCCGCACCAUCUGGCAUGCCCUCAGCCCCGCCCAGCUCCGUCCCGCCCCUGCCGACGACGGCCUGACCACCCUCGCCGAGAUCAUCGCCGCGAACCCCGGCCGCGUCGUUGCCGUCUUCCCCGAGUGCGCCACCACUAACGGCCUUGGCAUCUUGCCCUUCAGCCCCUCCCUGCUCACCGUUCCCGCCGACGUCAAGAUCUUCCCCGUCAGCAUCCGCUAUACAUCCCCUGACAUCACCACCCCGGUGCCCGGCGCCUGGUGGAGCUUCUUGUGGAGGCUGCUGAGCCGCCCGACACACGUCAUGAGGAUCCGCAUCGCCGAUGCCAUCUACAACACCGCAGGCAUGGUCGACGGGUUGGCCGUGGCAAGCGGGCGCGAGACGAGGACCUCGGCGAGAGCGAGGGCCGACGACGGGGCGGGUGUGAACGUCGAGGGGCAGCGCGUGCUGGACCGAGUGGCUGAGACUCUGGCUCGGCUGGGUAGGAAUAAGAGGGUUGGUCUGACGGUCGAGGACAAGGCCAAGUUUGUGGAGGCCUGGAAGAAGAAGUGA
Molecule: messenger RNA, 990 nt
Organism: Cryphonectria parasitica EP155
Lineage: Eukaryota; Fungi; Ascomycota; Sordariomycetes; Diaporthales; Cryphonectriaceae
Exons: 2
Coding region: 1-990 (329 amino acids)
Molecular function (GO): acyltransferase activity
Source: RefSeq, a predicted model, not a curated record